AACCUCAGAAACAGCUGCUUUUGCCUGUAUCGCAGUUCUCUCUGCCCUUGUCAUUAUCGUCGUGUUAGGAAACGUUUUGGUGUGCACAAUAAUUAUGAAACAUCGGGAUAUGAGAAAUCCUAUAAACUUUCUACUCGUAAACCUGGCUAUCUCAGACAUCGUUAUUGCAAUCUUCAUCAUACCCGACUUCAUCCUGAGCCGCACAUUUACCCAUCCUGACGGAGCUACCGGUUCAGUUCUUUGCCGCCUACUAACUGGCGGAAACUUCUCAUGGGUUGGAGCUGCUUCAUCGGUCUUUACCUUGAUGGUGAUAUCCGUUGAACGCUAUCAUGCAGUAUUGCAUCCUUUUGGCAACAGAUGGAAACUUAGUUAUCACAAACUGAAGGUAAUUAUUCCAAGCUGUUGGAUCUUUGCAGUGAUAAUGAUUCUACCAACGUUUCUUAGUGUUGACUUAAAUAAGACUGCGCGCGACUGCGAAGAAUACUGGCCUUCAAAGUGGAUGGGUAUAGCAUAUAGCAUAACUUUGUUCUUAAUCUUGGCCGCACUUCCUUUGGCAUUGAUGACCGGUUUAUAUUCAAGAGUGGUGCACGCUUUGUGGUUAAAAAGAAAUGACCACACUCAGCUCUCUCUUCAACAACAGGGUGUCAUGAAAGUACGAAGGCGGGUCACUUUGACGGUGACAAUUGUCAGUGCCAGUUUUGGAAUCUGUUGGAUCACGGACUCGACCAUUUUUUUCCUGCAUCAUGUCAGUUCACCUUACAGUGACGUCACUUUUGCUAUCGGCGCGAUAAUGAUCCUGUUCAAUUCUGCUCUCAACCCGUUUGUGUACGCUCUGACCAACCGAAGAUUCAACCAGAAGAUUAAGGCCAUGUUGCGCCAUAGUGUUUUCCAAGGGAACAAAGUUCAUCCAAGUGAGGAACAUAUCAGCUGCAAAGAAUUAACAGAUGGAAACAAUACGCCGCGUUCAUUGAGAUUUCCAGCUUUGUGCGAUUAACUUCUUGAACGCAAUUGUAGGUCGCUAAAUCAACCAGCGCUACGUAAAGCUUAAUUCAUCCGAGUAACCUUUGGAGAUACUAAGUCUUGCUUUCAUGCAAAAGUGAUCGAGCCUAUCCCACAAUGGUGAUUUCAAAAAUAAAAAAAAAAA
Messenger RNA from Stylophora pistillata, 1144 nucleotides. Its product is annotated as QRFP-like peptide receptor. Gene Ontology annotation, molecular function: G protein-coupled receptor activity. Gene Ontology annotation, biological process: G protein-coupled receptor signaling pathway. Lineage: Eukaryota; Metazoa; Cnidaria; Anthozoa; Scleractinia; Pocilloporidae. Gene Ontology annotation, cellular component: membrane. The record is from RefSeq and is a predicted model, not a curated record.